Molecule: messenger RNA, 747 nt
Organism: Symbiodinium necroappetens
Lineage: Eukaryota; Dinophyceae; Suessiales; Symbiodiniaceae
Source: the annotation of a GenBank genome assembly
AUGGCAGCACAUGUUUCCAGAACUUGGGUGCCAUGUUUCGCUGCUGUGCAGGUUCUCGAAGCGCUGCCCGACGAGGUGCUCGUCGAGGUGCUGCAGGGUUUCGAUGCAAGCAACACUCGUGACGGAAACGUCACGGGACGAUUCCUUGGCUACGUGCGAAGGAAGUGGGCGCAGCAUUAUGAGCUUGAAGAUGAUUGUAUCUUUACCAUGAAGCGGCUCCCAGAAGAGGGACAGAUCCUUUGCCUGACAACGUUUGACCCGUGGACAACUCGAGAUGGCAACAUAUCUGCUCGUCUCAGGAGUUUUCUUUGGAAAAUAGAGGCCCAGGUGACGGACAACGCUCGGUGGUGGGACAGCUCGUCCCGCUAUGACAAAUACUACGGCAAGAGUGGUUAUGAUCGCUACGAUGACUACAGUUAUGAUUAUGACGACGUGCAGCCGCGUGCAGACAGAGCCACCCGUGACGCCAUUUUGAAGUUUGUGGCGCGUUGGGAUCUGGACCUGGCAACCGGGGCUUACCUGGAGAGCUUGAAGGAUCCUGACGUGCUCGCACGAGUGCUCGAGGAGUUCGACCCCAGUGGAACGCAGGACGGAAAUGUCCUGGGCCGGCUCAAGGCUUUCGUGCGCCUCCUCAGCUCCCGGCGGAAGCGGGGUGAGCUGGUCCUUGAGGACAAGCGUGGCCGUGGCAGGAGAGAGAAGUGGCAGAAGAAGGUGGUCAAAAUGGAAGACGCGUCCAACUUCGAGUGA